Molecule: messenger RNA, 1081 nt
Organism: Anopheles darlingi
Lineage: Eukaryota; Metazoa; Arthropoda; Insecta; Diptera; Culicidae
Product: ficolin-1-like
Exons: 2
Coding region: 62-1018 (318 amino acids)
Source: RefSeq, a predicted model, not a curated record
GUGUAACGUUCAACAUCUACCUCGGUGCUUCCUCCACAGUAAAGACGGUAAAGUGAAAGUUAUGAGUAUCUUUCGUGGAACAACCGGAACUAUAUGGUUAGUGGUGCUGGGGUGCUGUUGUGCUACCGGGGAUAACCUCAGUGGAUUCUACUACGAGAAUAUUGAAUCGCGACUCAACGCCAUGCAGGCCGUAGAGCGGGAUCUACUGACCUACACCAAUCACACCGUUCAACAGCUUAAGCUCAUGACUCCACUGCUGAGUAAGCUGCAACUAGCACCUCUUCAACAGGCCACGGCGUCGUCAUCGUCGUCGUCGUUGUCGUCGUCGUCGUCGAGUACAAUCCAGACAAAUGGCGGCACUUUGGUCGCUAGUUGCCGCCAAGUACCGGCCACCACGUCCGGUAUCUAUCGCAUCGAUCCGAACUAUCCGUUCCAGGAACCGAUGACGGUGUACUGCGAGCAGACGUACGAGGGUGGCGGUUGGACCGUGAUACAGCGUCGGAUGGACGGAUCAGUUAACUUUAUGCGCGAUUGGCAGGACUACAAGCGAGGUUUCGGUACACUACGGGGCGAGUUCUGGCUUGGUCUUGACCAGAUCCAUCGUCUGACGAACGUGGCACGCCACGAGCUGCUGGUGCAACUGGAGGACUUUGAUGGUGGCCGGGCUACGGCACGGUACGACCACUUCCGGAUCGGGGCAGAGAGUGUAAAGUACGCGCUGCUCGAACUUGGCCAGUGCGUUUCCUGUUCGGCCGGCAACUCACUGGACAUUCAUCUGAACGAAAGCUUCUCGACUUACGAUCGUGAUAAUAGCAAAGCGGUUUUUAACUGUGCUGCUAAGUUUGGUGGUGGCUGGUGGUUUUACAUGUGUCAUAAGAGCAAUUUAAAUGGAGAGUAUCUACGAGGAAAGCUUCCGGACACCGAAGAUUCUAAGGGUAUUAUGUGGAACACUUUUCGGGGCAGCAAAUAUUCUUUGAAAUCGAGCAAAAUGAUGAUACGCCCUGUGAGUGGAAGGUGAUAGAAAUUGUGCUUGGAAGAUGGAACGUUAUCAACUCGAGUCAUAUCAAUAAAAGCAAACGAA